Molecule: messenger RNA, 2090 nt
Organism: Drosophila rhopaloa
Lineage: Eukaryota; Metazoa; Arthropoda; Insecta; Diptera; Drosophilidae
Exons: 1
Coding region: 333-2060 (575 amino acids)
Source: RefSeq, a predicted model, not a curated record
CAUGUAGUCCGUAGCUAGACUUUCGUCGAAAUAGGCAUUUUACCCGAAAUCCCGUUACUAAAUGUUUUUUAGUAAAUUUAAAUAUAUUACUAGCAAAUCUGUUUCAUGGAUGAAAAAGAGUAAAAUUGUUUGAUGCACCUCCCGGGGACUUCGCAAAAUCUUUAUUCUUUUAACAUUGUUUUUUAUUUAAAAAUUUAAAACCGCCCACGCUAUUAAUACUGAAUUUUUACUUAAUAGUGCAAAUAGGGCCCAUUCCGAUAACUGUUAUCGACUAUAUAUAAUGUUCUAAUAUUCAAAAUUUGACCGUUUCUGUCCUGGUUGUCCGUUAGAAAAUGCAUCGUCGUUGUAUAAUCUGUGGCCAGGAGCCGGGAGAUCUCUGCGUCUACCCACGCAACAUGACGGAAGCUCGCCGGUGGCAGAACUUGGCCAAUCUCAGCACCUUCGAUGUGGAUACGGAAUCGCUGUGUCGACACGGCUGCGUUUGCGCUUCCCAUUUGGAUGUGGUGCAGGAAUCCACUUCCGACUCGGAGUGCUUGUCUGGUGCUGCUAAGGAGUCAAGGAAUAAGUCCGGGCUGAAGCACCAGGACACCCCAAACCGGCUCUGCAGUGUCAAGUGGAGCUCUUCGGGAUCGGGUCCUGGGCCGCGGGACCUUCUUUACGGCCAUAGCUACCCAACCAAUAUCAAGGCCAUCGAGGAGAUGCAUAAUCAAAGUAAACAGAGUAUCGGUUCGGGGAGGCAGGAAACCAGCAACGUUAAUAGAUGCAAAAAUGGUUGCUGCCGUUUUCGUGGUGCUUGCAACAGCAGGUUUCAGGGUAAUCCAUAUACCUACACCCAAAUGGGUCAGAAUUCCGCUAAUUCCGCUUUCGAUGGCAAAACGGAACCUCCUGUUAAUGUAAAGCAGAGGGUAAAUGAAUAUCAAUCGCCUCAAGGAGCCGCAUGUUGCACGUGUACAUGCUGUCCAAUUAUUAGAAACACGAGUACCAGGCACUCUGCAGAAGGUUGUCCUUCUUUAUGCUGUCCACUGCUAAGAAACAACAAAACCAGACCUCCCGAAGAUGGCUCCUGUAAAGAAUGCCCGCUGUUACGCCAUUUUGGGAGCCAACAAAGUAUAAAAAGAGCCCAUAAGAAGGAGAAUGGUAACGCGGAAAGACUUAGAUCCUGUUGUCCCGCUGUAAGGAAACAAAGAUCAGAGGAUUUAAAGUCUACGGGAGACGAUUUUCAAAGUUUGUCCAGCACCGUUAACCACAAGGCUUCGCAAUCGUGGCGGAGUAACGACAGCUCCAAACUCACUAUGAACCAGCAAAACAGGAUUAAAAAGCCGGAGCUGAAGUCCCAAUGCUGCCAGGCUUGCAUCAACUGUCGUUUAAAGGACCAGGAGGUGCAGGUCUCAAGUGAGGCUCUGCAAUCCCAGAGUUCCACCCCUGUUAAAAGACCCAAGACGACAACUUCGUUCAGCUACCAAACAGCAAGUUUAUCCACAGGUUUCUCUGCCGGAUAUGGCACUAAUUCAAGUAACGUUGUCUAUGGCGCCGAGCGAAAAUUUUCGAAUGCCAUUAAUGUGUUGCUUAUGAAUGGAUCCAGUAAAAACGACUACGAUGAUCCGUGCUGCUGUCCAGCCAAGUCCUUAGCCCCGCCUCCAGAGAUCUGCGUGCAAGAGUCGGAUCUGACUGAGUGUAACGAACGAGCUGCGUUUCCCGAAAUCGACAGGCCCAACUACCGAGUUUGUCAGCCUGCCACCUCCGAUCAAAACGAGACCAACGUCCUUGUCCUCGAAGAAGGUCUAGUGGAUGAGUGUAGCCCCAUAGCCACGGAAAACGAAGCCAAGCAGAAUAGGAAUGAAGUCCAGUUAAAUCCUAACCAGAUCCAGAGCGAAGAAGGACAACACGAUUUCCCGGCCACAGACAACUACACUAAGGUCCUGGAGCUGCAGAGAGUUCGCAUCAAGGAGCUGGAGAAUCUGCUGCAGCAGCACAACCUGCUGCAGCAGACCAUCCAGCACAAGGUGGCCGAGCUCCACUGCACGGACAAGCAGGUCCCUAAGGAUGAAACCGAAAUUUAAAGUAAUAAACCGGAAUUACACGCUUGCGAA